UUGCCCGGCUGGCGUGGGAUUUUGUUUGGCAACAGCAGGUGGGGGCGAGGGGUUAGCAGGCGGACUGACUGCGCGCAGGAGUUUCCGAUGCCCGUGAAUUUCCACGGCGGCAGCUGCUCGCUGUCAACACGAGUGGUCCUGUGAAAAUUGCAAAUAAGAGGGAUGUCUGGGCUGUUUCCACCCGAGGACAGUUAACAGGUGAUGUGGCUCGAGGGAAGGUUUGGAAAGGCCUUUUAAAGCAAUGGCGCUGAUGAAGAGCGGCUGGCUUUGGAGACAGAGUUCCAUUUUGCGACGCUGGAAAAGGAAUUGGUUUGUUCUGUGGCUAGACGGUGGCCUUGUAUAUUACCAGGAUGAGACCCAGCGUGACCUGGAGGGCAGGAUCCACAUCAAAUUCAACUGCCGGGACAUAAAGACUGGCCGCGAAUGCAGAGAUGUGCAGCCUCCGGAAGGGAAGAGCCGAGAUUGCCUGAUGACGAUUGUGCUGCGAGAUGGCUCCAAAGUGACCCUGUGUGCGGAGAGUGAGGAUGAUGCUGUCGCCUGGAAGAUGGCAGUGCUGGAGGCGAAAAACACCCCGGUCCAUAUGUACGACCCAUAUGACGACUAUUACCAGACAGUGCCCUUGGAUUCCCACCAGACCAUGUACGUCAGCUCGGGAUACUACGGCACCCAGUACGGAGGGCUGCGGGAACAACGGCGUCCCUGGGCGCCCUCCUCCACGUUCACCCUGCAUCUCCUUUUGUCUUUGCCCCUCAGCGCCUGGAGUGACUCACGUGAUUGUCCGCGAGGACCCCUACCGCGUGUCGGGAGACCAUAUGGCUUUGGGCCUGCUGGCCGGCGCCGCCACCGGGGCCGCCCUGGGAUCCUUCAUGUGGAUGCCGUGCUGGUUCUAAGAACUCGCUCGCCCGCGGGACGCCUCUGGACCAAGCGCUUGACCGAGAAGUUUGGGUUCCCUCCAGGCGGCCUGCGGGGCGAUGCCCUAGAACGUAGAUCGUUGUAAGGUUCCCCUCCCAUCCCCAAUGAGUCUGCACUUUGCUUGGCGUGCCUGACUAGGCGCAUUGGUGGCAUAAAUUUUCCUUUGCCUCCUAACCCAGCAGUCUUUUAAUUUUCUCAUCACUCAACACAAUCCAGACGCCCACCCUGACCUAGGCAUGGCGCUGCCCACCCAGACCUCGACCAGGGCCAAGCAGAGAGUGCUGCUGUUCUGGAGGAUGAACAGAGACCUCCGGUACUUCUCAGCGUCUCCUUCUGCUCUGAACUGACAGCUUCUGCUCCUGGCCCUCCUUCUCUGAAGAGAGGGACAGAGGAGGUGAGCACGGAGCCAGAUCCUCAGCUGGUGUAGGGUGAUUUAACUCCAGUGACGUCAGUGGGGUGAUGCCAGCUUACUCCAGCUGAGAAUCUUGUCUCCAUUGGCCCCUGGGUUUCAGAUCCCUGUAGCGUACAGGCCAGUGCUGUGUAAAUUGCAGGUGUUUUAUACAUUGCAUUUAAAAGAGAUCCUACUUGGACUUAAAUAGGAAGUAAAAGGAAACAGCCCCUUUCCUAUGUAGCAGCCCCCCUCAGGUGUGUAACACAUAGAACAUGUGACUGACUAGCUGUGUAAAGGAAACACAUAUGUCAUCCCACCGGGUGGGGGGGGGCAGGGUAUUUUAGUUUAGACGUGAUUCUAUAUGGUCCAGUGCACCGUGAAGUGCAAUAGGCAAAGUCCACAGCGUAGUUCAUGUCACCUGUAAAACGUACUUGGCGUGAGCCACGCGAAUCCUUCCGUGUGUCACCAGCGCAUGUGGACACUUACCCAGCGUCUGUUCCACUCCACUCACAUGUUAAAAAGCUCUGACUCCCUCGCUAAGUGUGUGACGCCCUCUGUCCUUCCCCCACGGCGCUUUGUGCUGGGGCUGGGCUGGUGGUUAGCGCCCAGCCCCUGCUGCCCCCCAGGGCCUCUCCCUCAGCCCCAGCUCUUGCUCUCUGAGCUGCCGGCCUGAGAGUGCCACCCCCCGGAGGCAGGCCAAGGGAGGUCUUUGUGGCAAAGACUGCGGUGGACCUCCAACGUGCCAGGCCACGAAGGGGACCAUAGCCACGCAGGUCACUGCCAGCAGGGGGAUUCGGGAGGAGCGUGACGUGCAGCCCUUUUACAGGCUCAUGGUCAAUGCUCAGGCCGUUCCAGGGCCCCGUGCUGCUCAACCCUUCUUCCCCCUUGGAGGCGGCAGGACGGUGGGUGAGUAAGACUUUGCAGGCGCAAGCCGUGCCCCUCCCGUUAGCCCAGUUCCGGCCACUUCCAGACAGUUUCUGCUUUUCACUACAGCCUGCACUGGUAGUGCCUGACUAUACAGCCAGUUCCACACUUCGCUGCGUGAGCCCCCAGACUGACCCCCUGAUCGGAGCACAGCCCCUGCUUUGUCCCCGUGCACAAAGAGGGAAAGCAGCGUCGGCAGAGCAUAGUGGCCCAGGCUGGGAUGAAUGGUAGACAGAAAUUAUGCCUAUUUUAUGCCAUGUGUGGUGGUGGAUGUGCCAGGGUGGAUGGCGGGAUGCCCAUUCUCUGCCCACCCUUGGGAGGGGGUACACGCAAGGGUGGAGGGCAGUAUGCCCAAUCUGUGCCCAGUGGCAGAACUUGGUGCAUGCAAGGGUGGAGGGCAAUAUGCCCAUUCUGCAUCCACUGGCAGGAGUGGGUAAGCACAAGGGUGAAAGGCCCAUUCUGUGCCCACCUGUGUUUCAAGAGGCAGGCAUACACCACGCAAAUUGCUGAGGGAAAACUGGCUGUAGCUUCCCAUCUCUCCUACUAGAUCUGUGGGCGGCAAGAGGCAGUUUUUACACCCCACAGGGUUUCUAGGAACCCAGUGCAAUCCAGUAGCAGGCAUUAACUCUAGCCGUUUCCAGGGCACUGUCUGGUACUGUGCUGUAACCCCGUCGUUCACUUAUGCUGGCGUCCAGCAUCACGCGGGGUGGGCUCCGGGAAGCAUUCUGUGAUGCCGCUGUACAUCUGAAGCACUGCAAAAUGAAGCAUGACCCUCUAGUAAACACUGACUCCUGUAAACGCAUCUCGCCACUGUGUGGUCAGUGGCUUCAGCAGUGCUGUGGCAUCUGGCCUGUGUGGCAUUGCUCCCAGAGGGGGAGAUGUGUUAUGAGUGUGGGGCUAAACCCCCCGUGGGAUUCUAUUUUAAAGAGCCCCUCUAAUGAUAUCAGAGAUAAUAGUGGAGACAGACCACGGGCCAGAUUCUGACCUGGUUUACUCCAUUGUCAGAAAGCAGCAGCUCCAUUGACUUCAAAGGACUGAUCUGGGUUUACCCUACUGAAAGCUAGAGCAUAACAUGACCUUAUCUCGUGAAAGGUGCCGGCCAGAAGCUCAGCACCCUUAGCGUUCAGCUGCUGGGUGGGCUUUUCCCUGAGGAUGAUUGACAGAAUUGUUGACAAGUCAGUAAUGAUCUCCUUAUGUGCAUUAGGUAAGAGUGCAGCCGUAGCCAGGGUUAGGGGGGUGAGCAAGACAGCCUUAGCCACUCUGUGUCCAUUUCAGAGACUGCGAGAUAUUUACUGUGCUGUUAAAGGGACCCAGAAAACAUAAAACACGUACUUAAAGACAGACCUUGUGUCUGUUACUAAUAGCUUAGAUCAGUGGCAGCCAGGGGUACAUGUACCCCUAGGGGUAUGCAGAGAUCUUCCAGGGUACAUCAACUCAUCUAGAUGCUUGCCUAAUUUUACAACAGGCUACAUAGAAAGCACUAGCGAAGUCAGUACAAACAAAAUGCGAAAGUCAGCAGUUGUUCAGUAACAGUGUGGCUGUGACACUCAUGUAUUUUUAUGUCUGAUUUUGUAAGCAAGUAAUUUUUAAGCAAGGUGAAAUUUGGAGUACGCAAGACAAAUCAGGCUCCUGAAAGGGGUACAGAAGUCUGGAAAGAUUGAAAGCCACUGGUUUAAGAUUAUUUACACGGCAAGUAUCGGGGGUAGCCGUGUUAGUCUGGAUCUGUAAAAAGCGACAGAGUCCUGUGGCACCUUGUGGACUAACAGAAGUAUUG
Molecule: messenger RNA, 4001 nt
Organism: Mauremys mutica (yellowpond turtle)
Lineage: Eukaryota; Metazoa; Chordata; Testudines; Geoemydidae
Gene: PLEKHB1
Product: pleckstrin homology domain containing B1
Exons: 7
Coding region: 242-997 (251 amino acids)
Biological process (GO): regulation of cell differentiation
Cellular component (GO): membrane
Source: RefSeq, a predicted model, not a curated record